Messenger RNA from Dreissena polymorpha, 10458 nucleotides. Its product is annotated as acetyl-CoA carboxylase-like. The record is from RefSeq and is a predicted model, not a curated record. NCBI's taxonomy places the organism in Eukaryota, Metazoa, Mollusca, Bivalvia, Myida, Dreissenidae. Gene Ontology annotation, molecular function: ATP binding; metal ion binding; acetyl-CoA carboxylase activity. Bases 136 to 7239 code for a protein of 2367 amino acids. Gene Ontology annotation, biological process: fatty acid biosynthetic process. The transcript has 51 exons.
AUUUAUGCAUCUGGUUUUCAUCACGCCACUAUCGUAAGAUACAGAAUGAAAAUGUAGUAUAAUUCUUUCAUGCACAAAUAAUAACACGUUAUAUCAAGGAUUAUAUACGGAAAUAAUAACAGAUUCCCGCUGGACAUGUCGGACUCUAAGAAGGAGGUGGAGUUUGUGUUGGGUGUUGAGGGUGCAGCCUCUCCCCAGGGCAGAGAGGAUGGGCCUGACCCCCUGUCCCCACCAGGGAGCUCCUCCACCCCAAACAUAGCCAUUCCCGUCCGCCCAUCACGCUCAGAGCCGGUCAACAUCAAUGUGGGCUCGCCCAAGGGUCAAGGACAGGGACCAGAGUUGGCCAUGAGCCCACGCUCCAUGCUUAGGUCGCCGCCAGGUCACAGGCACUCUAUGUCGGGCCACUUUGACAUGCGGGGCCGCAAGCUUCCCUACCCCAAGGAGCAAACCAUGGCCACGCCCGAGGAGCUUGUCAAGACCUAUGGUGGGGCCAAGAGUCGUGUCAUCAAGAAGGUGCUGAUAGCCAACAAUGGUAUCGCCGCUGUCAAGUGUAUCCGCUCGGUGCGACGCUGGGCGUAUGAAAUGUUCCGCUCAGAGAGAGCAAUCAGAUUUGUUGUCAUGGUUACCCCAGAGGACCUCAAGGCCAAUGCUGAGUACAUCCGUAUGGCCGACCAGUACGUACCGGUACCUGGAGGGACCAACAACAACAACUACGCCAACGUGGAGCUAAUACUUGACAUCGCCAAGCGCACACAGGUCCAGGCUGUAUGGGCGGGGUGGGGCCACGCCUCCGAGAACCCUAAACUGCCUGAACUGCUGCACAAGAAUGACAUCACAUUCAUUGGCCCCCCAGAGCAUGCGAUGUGGGCUCUGGGUGACAAGAUAGCCUCCUCCAUCCUGGCCCAGACCGUGGGGGUACCCACCCUCCCCUGGAGUGGCUCUGGGCUCAAGAUCCCGUGGCAGGAGUCAGACACCCGCGGGAAGCCAGCCACAGUGAGCCCGGAUGUGUACAAGAAAGGGUGUGUGUCUGACGCAGACGCUGGCCUGCAUGCGGCCCAGGAUAUCGGGUUCCCAGUGAUGAUCAAGGCCAGCGAGGGCGGUGGAGGCAAGGGGAUACGCAAGGCUGACAACGCCAACGACUUCAAAAAUCUCUUCAGACAGGUACAGAUGGAGGUACCAGGCUCGCCAAUAUUCAUAAUGAAGAUGGCGCAGGCUGCACGCCACCUGGAGGUCCAACUGUUGGCAGAUGCGUACGGCAAUGCCAUCUCGCUGUUCGGUCGUGACUGCUCCAUCCAACGGCGGCACCAGAAGAUCAUUGAGGAGGCCCCUACCACCAUAGCCUCCAGUGAGACCUUCCGGAGAAUGGAGGAGGCAGCUGUUAAGCUUGCCAAGAUGGUUGGGUAUGUGAGUGCAGGAACAGUAGAGUACCUGUACAACGCAGACGACGGAACGUUCUACUUCCUGGAGCUGAACCCCCGUCUGCAAGUGGAACAUCCCUGUACUGAGAUGGUAGCAGAUGUGAACCUACCAGCCCUACAACUCCAGAUUGCAAUGGGCCUCCCACUCCACUGCAUGAAGGAUAUCCGGUGUCUGUACGGAGAGAACCCUUUCGGAAGCAAGCCCAUCAACUUUGAGCGCCCGGCAGUGAAGCCCCAGCCGAAGGGUCACGUGAUUGCAGCCCGUAUCACCAGUGAGAACCCUGAUGAGGGAUUCAAGCCCAGUUCAGGUACCGUUCAGGAGUUGAACUUCCGGAGCAGCAAGAACGUGUGGGGCUAUUUCAGUGUGACAGCGUCUGGUGGUCUUCAUGAGUUUGCAGACUCUCAGUUUGGUCACUGCUUCUCCUGGGGAGAGGAUCGGGAGGACGCUAGAGAGAACAUGGUGAUUGCCUUGAAGGAGCUUUCUAUCCGAGGUGAUUUCCGCACAACAGUGGAGUAUCUUAUAAAGCUGAUGGAGACAGAUGAGUUCCAAAACAAUCGCAUCACCACUGUCUGGCUUGAUAGACUCAUAGCUGAAAAAGUGCAGGCAGCCAAACCCAAUACCAUGCUAGGUGUAAUCUGUGGGGCCCUGCACAUCGCAGACAGCAAGGUGCAGACGGCAUUCAAUGACUUCCAGGUGUCCCUGAGCAAGGGUCAGGUCCUGCCAUCCAACUCUCUGAAGAACGUGGUGGACGUCGAGUUUAUAUAUGAGGGGGUCAAGUACACGCUGCAGGUGGUCAAGAUAGGCCCUGUGCGGUACUUCCUGGCCCUCAAUGGUUCCACGUUGGAGCUCGAGGCCCACCGCCUGUCAGAUGGGGGUCUGCUGCUGUCCAUUGACGGCCUCUCCUACACCACGUACAUGAAGGCGCAGGUGGGCAGUUACAGGAUCACCAUUGACAACCAGACCUGCGUCCUGCAGAAGGAAAACGAUCCCUCUGUACUCAGGUCUCCCUCUGCAGGUAAGCUGAUAAAUUACGCAGUUGAUGACGGAGGGCACCUGUUUGCUGGUGAUGUCUACGCAGAGAUAGAGGUCAUGAAGAUGGUGAUGGAACUGAGGGUCACAGAGAGUGGAUGUAUCCACUAUGUGAAGAGGCCUGGUGCCGUGCUUGAUUCUGGAAGUCUGGUGGCCAACCUGACCCUAGAUGAUCCCACACGGGUCGUGCAGGCGACUCCAUGCAAGGACAAGCUGCCAAACUCAGAGAACCCCCCGACCCACGGCAUGAAGCUCCACCAGAUCUACCAGCGCAGUGUGGAGGAACUGGAGCAGAUCCUCGCAGGCUACGUGCUGCCUGACCCGUACUUCUCACAGAAACUGCACGGCGCGGUGGACAGCCUACUCAAGUGUCUCAAGGACCAGCGGCUGCCGCUGCUGGAGCUCCAGGAGCUGAUAGCUGUGACGUCAGGUCGUAUCCCAUCCAGAGUUGAGAAGGCUAUCCGCAAGCUGAUGUUGUCCUAUGAGAACAACCUGACCUCUGUACUGUGUCAGUUCCCCAGUCAGCAGAUCGCCAACGUGAUCGACGGGCACGCAGCGACCUUGACACGUCGACCAGAGAGGGACGCAUUCUUCAUGAACACACAGGGCAUAGUGGAACUUAUACAGAGGUACAGGAAUGGUAUUCGUGGCCACACAAAGACAAUCAUCCAGGAUCUGCUGAGGCAAUACCUGAGAGUGGAGCAGCAGUUUCAAAACGGGAGCUGGGACAAGUGUGUGACACACCUGAUGGAGCGUAACAAGGAGGACAUGGCAGCCGUCACAGGGAUCAUCUUCUCCAGCCAGGCAGUCCAGGAGAAAAACAAACUGGUCAUCCAGCUCAUUGACCAGCUGUGCUGCAAGGAGAUCAACCUGACAGACGAGCUCACCAGCAUUCUCGGGGAGUUGACCACCCUGAACCGCGCGCAGAACGCCAAGGUGGCCCUGAAGGCACGCCAGGUGCUGAUCCAGGCACACCAGCCGCCGUACGAGCUCCGGCACAACCAGAUGGAGAACAUCUUCCUGUCUGCUGUGGACAUGUAUGGGCACGACUUCUGUCCUGAGAGUCUCCAGAAGCUGAUUUUCGCAGAGUCUGCCAUCUAUGACGUUCUACAAGAGUUCUUCUUCCACAACAACGCCUUUGUCAGGGUGGCUGCACUAGAGGUGUAUAUCCGGCGUGCCUACAUCGCCUAUGAGUUGAACUGCCUGGUUCACAGAGAGAUAUGUGGCGGUGUGUGUAUUGUGGAGUUCAGAUUCACCUUGCCCCGGUCUCACCCCAAUAGGAUGAUGGUGCUGCGUAUGGGCACACGUAUCCCUAGCAUCCCCAACCUGGACUCUACUGAGAGCAGCAUACAGAGCCUGAAGGGAAGCCUGGACGACAGCAGCCACAUAGACCAGCUGGAUGAACCACCCAUAGCCCAGAGGAUGGGCAUCAUGGCCGCCUUCUCAUCAUUUGAUGAGUUCAAGAGGAACUUUGACACGAUCAUGGAGGUAUUUGUAAUGGAGAGCUUUCCCAGCUCUCCCGUGGAUCUAACCUCAGAUCUCACGUUUGAGCCAGGCAAGGAAGACACCAUCUCUGUGCAGAGUGUGGCAGAGUCCGCGGUGGAGAAUGAGCCAAUCCACAUCAUCAACGUGGCCAUCCAGACCACACCCACCAUGGACGAUGAGACACUGGCAGCACAGUUCCAGGAGUUCUGCAUUGAGAAGAACUAUACUAUGGCAGAGCGUGGCAUACGAAGAAUUACGUUUGUUGUUCUUAGAAAGAAACUGUUACCCAAAUAUUUCACGUUCAGAGCAAAGUUUGAGUUUUACGAGGAUCGUAUCUACCGCCAUCUUGAGCCAGGACUGGCCUUUCAACUCGAGAUCAACCGAUUGCGCAACUUUGAUCUUGAGACAAUCCCAACUGCAAACUUCAGGAUGCAUGUGUACCUGGGGCGGGCAAAGCAACUUGCCCAGGAGAAGGAGGCUAUAGACUACCGAUUGUUUGUGCGCUGCAUCAUCCGUCACUCUGACCUGAUCACUAAGGAAGCCUCGUUUGAGUACCUGCACAAUGAAGGGGAGAAAACUCUGAUGGAGGCCAUGGACUCACUGGAAGUCGCCUUCAGUCACUCAGUGGCCUCAAAGACAGACUGUAACCACAUAUUCCUGAACUUUGUGCCUUCUCUGACAUUGGCAGAGCUAGGAAAGCUCGAGGAGACAGUUCACAGCAUGGUGAUGCGCUAUGGGAUGCGACUACUGAAACUGCGGGUCCUGGGUGCUGAGCUGAAAUUUUCCAUCAGGGUGGACGGUGAGACAAUUCCAAUCCGGUUCUACCUGACCAACGAGAGUGGUUACUACCUGAACAUCAGUCUCUACAGGGAGGUCACUGACCCACGCACUGGAUUGACCAUGCUGCAAGCGUACGGCACCAAGAAGGGAUCCAUGGAUGGGCUGCUGGCGUCCACGCCCUACGUGACCAAGAACCAUCUGCAGCUGAAGCGCUCCCUGGCCCAGUCCAAUGGGACCACGUAUGUCUAUGACUUCCCAGAGAUGUUCUCACAGGGUGUGGAUAAGCUGUGGAAGUCCCAUGUUGAGCAGUAUGGUCUGUCAGCAGACACAAUACCCAAGGACUGCGUGAUGUGUAGGGAACUCGUGCUGGACAAGAACGGACAUAUACAUCCCCAGAAUAGACUGCCUGGAGAGAAUGAGAUAGGUAUGGUUGCAUGGAACAUGACCUUGAAGACCCCAGAGUUCCCCCACGGACGGGACAUCAUCCUGAUUGCUAAUGACAUCACCUUCAGAAUCGGCUCAUUUGGAUGCCAGGAGGACAUGCUCUUUAAGAAAGCCUCUGAGCUGGCAAGGGCUGGAGGGCUGCCUCGGGUCUACAUCUCAGCCAACAGUGGGGCCCGUAUAGGACUGGCUGAGGAGGUGAAACACCUGUUCAGAGUGGCAUGGAAUGAUCCACAGGACCUAGAUAAGGGAUUCUCGUACCUGUACCUGCGUCCAGAUGACUUCAAGAAGGUUGCAGCCUUCAACUCUGUGAGAGCCGUGCUGAUAGAGGAUGAGGGAGAGGCCCGAUACAAGAUCACAGAUAUCAUAGGGAAGGAAGAAGGCCUGGGCGUUGAGAACCUGCGAGGUUCAGGCAUGAUAGCGGGCGAGACCUCACAGGCAUAUAACGACAUCGUCACCAUCAACCUGGUAACAUGCCGUGCUAUAGGUAUCGGUGCAUACCUUGUUAGACUGGGUCAGCGUAUUGUUCAGGUUGAAAACUCUCACAUCAUCCUCACUGGAGCUGCAGCACUUAACAAGGUGCUAGGACGUGAGGUGUACACCAGUAACAACCAACUGGGAGGCAUCCAGAUCAUGCACAACAACGGGGUCUCCCAUGCCACGGCACACGAUGACUUGGAGGGGGUCUACAAGAUACUACACACCCUUUCAUAUGUACCUUCUCAUCAUGGAGGUCCCUUGCCCAUACUGCCCAUGUGUGACCCCGUAGAGAGAGAUGUGGACUUCAUGCCCACCAAGGCUCCGUACGACCCACGAUGGAUGCUGGCUGGCAGACCACACCCAGAGAGGCGGGGAGAGUGGCAGAGUGGUUUCUUUGACAAGGACUCGUUCUGUGAGAUCCUACAGCCCUGGGCACAGACUGUGGUGGUGGGACGGGCGCGUCUAGGGGGAGUUCCUGUGGGCGUGGUUGCCGUGGAGACCAGGACCGUAGAGCUGAUGGUGCCAGCUGACCCGGCAAAUUCUGACUCCGAGGCAAAGGUGAUCCAGCAGGCAGGGCAGGUGUGGUUCCCUGACUCAGCAUUUAAGACGGCUCAGGCCAUACAAGACUUCAACAAGGAGGAGCUCCCUCUCAUUGUGUUUGCUAACUGGAGAGGCUUCUCUGGUGGCAUGAAAGACAUGUAUGACCAGGUGCUCAAGUUUGGGGCUUACAUCGUUGACGCCCUGCGCGAGUACGAGCAGCCGGUGAUGAUCUACAUCCCGCCGUACGGAGAACUGAGGGGCGGGGCCUGGGUGGUUGUGGAUCCAACCAUCAACCCAAACCACAUGGAGAUGUUUGCAGAUCAGCUCAGCAGGGGAGGAGUGUUGGAGCCGGAAGGUACAGUAGAGAUCAAGUUCCGUAAGCCAGACCUACAGAAGACUAUGCGGCGUGUGGACCCGGCCUGCAGGCAGCUGUCUGAGGAACUAGCAAACUCCCAGCUGACCCUGGAUGAGAAAUCAGCGCUGGAAACUGAGCUCAAGGCACGUGAAGAAUCCCUGAUGCCCAUGUAUCACCAGGUGGCCAUAUACUUUGCUGAUCUGCACGACACGCCAGGGCGCAUGGAGGAAAUGUCGGUCAUCUCGAGUGUUCUAGAGUGGAGGAGGAGUCGCAAGUUCUUUUACUGGCGUCUCCGUCGUCGCCUGCUGGAGUCGAGUGUAAAGAGGAAGUUGCGCCAGUACACAGAGGAGAAGACAGACGGGGAGAUCAACUCCAUGCUGAGUCGCUGGUUUGUGGAGGACAAGGGCACUGUCAAUGCCUACCAAUGGGAGGAGGACCAGGCCGUGGUGUCCUGGCUGUCCAGUCACCUGGCCCAGGGCCCCAGUGCCAGUCUGCUGCAGGAGAACAUCAGAUGUCUGCAGAGAGACCAUGUGAUCAGACAGGUCACUAGGUUGCUGGAAAGUAACCCGGAUGUUGCCAUGGACUCAGUGAUGCAGAUGGCCCAGUUGUUGACCCCGGCCCAGAGGUCAGAGGUCAGUCACCUGCUGGCCAGUCUAGACACAGUGCUGGAAGGGUCAGUCUUGCAUCCCUCUGGCGGGGCCCAUGUAUGAGGCAUGGGGAAGGCAACAUAGACAUCAGUGUAAUGGGACUGGGGACUGUCUGAAGGAUGACAUGUGGUGCCCAAGGACCAAGUGUGUUGCAUGAAAUGUGAUAUUCCUCAGGAGAGAGAUUUGUGUGGACCUUAACAUGUCUGGUUAUCACCCAUUAUAUGGGACCCUUUCUGUAUGAGCUGCGUUCUGAGAAAAUGUAUGCGCCUAAAGUGUCGUCCCAGAUAAACCUGUGCAGUCCAAACAGGCUAAUCAGGGAUGACACUUUCGGCUUUUAUUGAUUUGUGUGUAUGAAGGAAGUAUCUUCUAAACGAAAGUGAAGUUUAGGUGGAAAGUGUCGUCCUUUAUUGGUUGUGCAGAAAGCACAGUUUUUCCAAAACGAAGCUCAUAUGCUAUUGUAAGUUAUGACUCGUAAGACAGUUGCUUUUACAAAAUUCAUUGCCACUGGUUUUCAAGACAUAACUAACUUACAGGGGUUUAUUGAAACAGUCUUCAAAACAAUACUUUAUCCAUGACAUUAUUUUUGUGUGUUGUUUUUUAAUAUUGUUUCAUGCACUUGUGUGAUUGUGUCAUAUUGUAACAGUUGGAUCCCGUAAUUUGCUCGAGUUAAGGAAAACCCACUAAUCCCGCUGUACAAACAACGCUGGUAAAUUAUAUCAACCAAUUAUAGCUUUAUUAAAAUAAUAAUGGUUGAUAUGAUGUGUGAUUUUGAAAGGAUUAUAUAUUGGUCAGCUGAAUUUGUACCAGCAGAUAAGUGGGUAUUUUUUAAAAGGUUGCUUUUCUGGGAUGCAGAGUUGGACCAUGCUCUAUUUUAAUGCAUGUGCACAAAGUGUCGUCCUAGUUAGCCUGUGCAGUCGGCACAGGCUUAUCAGGGACAUCACUUUCCGCUUUUAUGAUAUUUUCUGUUUAAAGAAAAAUCUAGUUAAGGCGGAAAGUGUCGUCCCUGAUUAGCCUGUGCAGACUUCACACAUGCAUUAAACCCAUUUUUCACAGAGCAUGGUCCAUAUAUUGAAACUGGUUACUGAUGAGAGUAUUUAGAACAUAAGGGAUCGGCAGAUUCACUUACUUAUUAAAUGUAUGUAAGUAUGCUAUUUAUUCUACAAUCAAAUGUUAAACCCUGUUAAAUCUAUGUAACCUUCUUUGUAAAAUUGUCUAGUUUGUCCAUAGACUGUCAAUUAAAAAAUCAUGUGAAAGUUUUUUGUUAAAUGUACAUUUGAUCUUUGCUCUGAGUAAACUGGGCUUUAUGCAUCGUCCAAAUACACCCCUUGUGGACUGCACAUGCUAAUCUAGAAUGAGACUUCACAUCCAAAUACACCCCUUGUGGACUGUACAUGCUAAUCUAGAAUGAGACUUCACGUCCAAAUACACCCCUUGUGGACUGUACAUGCUAAUCUAGAAUGAGACUUCACAUCCAAAUACACCCCUUGUGGACUGUACAUGCUAAUCUAGAAUGAGACUUCACGUCCAAAUACACCCCUUGUGGACUGUACAUGCUAAUCUAGAAUGAGACUUCACAUCCAAAUACACCCCUUGUGGACUGCACAUGCUAAUCUAGGAUGAGACUUCACGCACAUGCAUUAAGCCUGAUUUUCACACGGCGCAGCGCAUUUAUUGAACUUUGAUUUAUUGGUUUGAUUGUUGAAGUGUUGUUAUAUAGUGAAUGUUUUGUUUUUACAUAAAUAUAUUAUUUAUACGUAUUUUGCUAAUUGGUAUAAUGUAAGUGUGUUUGUUUUCCACAUUUAGAUAAUCUUAUCUUACUGUAUGGUUUCCUUUUCAUUGUUGUUAUGGUUAUGUACCUUGUUAAUGAUAUUUAAAUGGUCAAGCAGCCAAUGGUAAGAAUCUGGAUAACUGUUACACAGCAAUUUUAGGAUCUUUUUUGUUUAGCGAUUGCACAUUACAAUAGAAAUACGAACAGGUGCCUGUUUUGGUUACGUUUUCGAUUACGUUAAGAUUUAACCAAGGUAUUUGAAUUCGGUUUUCUUUAUCCAAAUAAAGGUUAUCUUUUGGAUUGGCGAAAGUAAUCAAGAUUUAUGCCAAUAGCUGCUGUAGAAUAUCUCUGUAUUAAAGAUCAGAGACGUAGAUGUUAUCUAAGUCUCUGUAAAGAUGUAGAACAACAAAAGGGCCGAUUAAAAAUACUGCCCUGUGAUAGAUUUUAAGAUAAUAAUAAACGAUUUUGCAAGAAUGUUUAAGAAAACUGAUUCUAAUCAUUGUUUAUAAAAAGACGCUAUUAGUAUGUUAUUUAUUGUUAGGGUGUAGGUUAGUAUUUAGGAACUUACAUCAAUAUUCAACAUUUCUGUGUUGGCCAGCGAAGAUGGACAGUAUCGAAUCAAUAUUCAACAUUUCUGUGUUGGCCAGCGAAGAUGGACAGUAUCGUGGGGUACAUAUACUAUAGAUUGGAUUUGUAGAAGGCAUGCAUGGUUAUUUAAUGCAAGUAUUUUCCAGAUCGAUUUGGAAAUAGGUUUGCAGAAACGUUCACCUUCAUGGGACAACAUCCAGGUAAUCGCCGCUAAUGUCAUGGUGUUAUACUAUAGAAUGUGUUAUGUAUGUUUAGUGUCCGCUCUGUGCAAAGAUAUAUAAGUUACCAUGAAUAUUUAUAGAUCUUUGCUCUGUGUGAAGGAAUUGAGCAACAUUUCGAGGAGCGGCCUGCGAUAACCUGCUUGAGUUCUCUUCAUGUUUAACUCGUCAAUCCUGAAUUCCUUUUAGUUUCUACUCGUAAAAACUAAAUAUUGAUAUUAUCGGCAACAACCUGUUGCCCCUGACAUUCAUUCCUCAUUGAAGAAGCAGGCAUUUCAUGUUAUGUGUCAAAUGUAGAGAUAGCUAUGAUGAUACUUGAUAAGUUUGUCGAUAUAUUCGAGAAUGUGAAUUCCAUGUAAUGUGUCAAAAUGUGUAGAUUGCUAUGCGGCAACUCAUUUACGCUGUUUAUAUUUUCUAAAGCAGUGUGAUAAAUGCCGUUUAUUCCACUCCCCUGGAAAUGUUGUAAAAGUAAUAGAAUUUUCGAUGCAUUUUAUCUUGUUAUCGAUUACUGUCCAUGAUAAUUGAUUAGAGCUGUCAAAAUGUUCUGCAAUUAUGAUAAGGAUUGAUUUAUUACGUUAUAUUUAUAUUAAAAAAAGCUUAUUUUGUUUUGUAAAAUCGGUUACUUAUGUUUAUAUACAUAACAUAAUAACAUGUGUUGUUUUGUCUACCGUUGUAUUAAUAAAAUAAUAAAAUAUAUGAAUACAUGUA